This is a messenger RNA of Limulus polyphemus (Atlantic horseshoe crab), 1045 nucleotides long. Its product is annotated as cholecystokinin receptor-like. Lineage: Eukaryota; Metazoa; Arthropoda; Merostomata; Xiphosura; Limulidae. The transcript has 4 exons. The record is from RefSeq and is a predicted model, not a curated record. Gene Ontology annotation, biological process: neuropeptide signaling pathway. Gene Ontology annotation, molecular function: gastrin receptor activity; neuropeptide receptor activity. Gene Ontology annotation, cellular component: membrane. Bases 35 to 1045 code for a protein of 336 amino acids.
GGCUAUCAGUGAUCUGCUACUUGGAGUUUUCUGUAUGCCUUUCACUUUAGCUGGUGCACUACUUCGAGAGUUUGUUUUUGGUGAAGCUAUGUGUCGCAUGAUUCCAUACUUUCAAGCUGUCUCUGUUAGUGUCAGUGCCUGGACAUUGGUAGCCAUGUCAGUUGAACGAUACUAUGCCAUCUGUCACCCGUUGAAAUCACGAGAAUGGCAGACUUUCUCCCACGCUAAGAGGAUGAUUUUGAUUGUAUGGGCGGGUUCUUUGAUUUAUAUGUUACCUGUGGCGGUACUAAGUGAACUGCAGCCUAUUAAGGAGAGUGAUAAAUACAAAUGUCGAGAGAGUUGGCCGACUAUCACUGCUGAACGACUUUUUAAUAUAUUGCUUGACAUUCUCCUCCUGGUGGUGCCUCUGCUUAUUAUGGUGGUUACGUAUUCCCUCAUCACCGCCACCUUGUGGAGAGCUAUGCGACCCGAAGUUUCAUUCACUCAAGGAACUAGAACUCAAAGUGCAAUAAAAAGUAGCCAAUCUUCAAGUCGGAAUGUCUUGCGCAGUAUCCUCGUGAGAUCCAACCCUAACUCUCCAUGUUCUUCAUCCAGUUGUGUACUAACGACUGAGAACCAAACUACUCGAGAAACAGACAUCAUGUCAGUGCAGGCAGUCACUAACACAGACAGAUCACUUGCACAGAAGAAACGAGUAAUCAAAAUGUUGUUCGUCGUUGUCUUAGAAUUUUUUCUUUGCUGGACACCAAUUUAUAUUCUUAAUACCAUCACUCUUUUCGAUCCUGUCGUCGUUUACCGAGGACUCGGUUACUACGGUAUCUCCUUCUUCCAUUUACUGGCUUACACAUCCUCUUGCUGCAAUCCAAUCACUUACUGUUUCAUGAAUUCUAAGUUUCGAGAAAAUUUUAUGGCCUUAUUUGGCUGUAAGAACAAAAGUUGGAAAUCUCGCCCAGACGGAAGUCUGUCAGCAACCUUCAAAACUACUGUCAAUUUCCGCAAACAAGACAGUGUUGUAUUCAAACAAAACGAGCCAAUCACUUUAUAA